AUGUAUAAUGUUAAGGAGUCCUUAAUCACUAAUACACCACGCCUCCAAACACCCUGCACUCUCAUCACCAUGACGGCUUCGACGACCUUCAAAGCAGCAGUGCUGGUUAACAGCAUAUCAGCGCUUGACGACGCCUUCAGCGCUGCCUUUCAAGAACGCAUCAGCUGCGCCUGCCCUAGCGCGCAAGUCGACUUCUUUGAUCCAAUAGAAGCCCAGAUAUACCCCGAGCCAGCUCAAUAUGACUUGAUCGUUCUGAGCGGCGGCAGCGCAGACGCCACGGCGAAGGAUGUUCCUUGGGUGCUGAACAUGCAAGAAUUCUUGAGAACAACAGUGGCCAAGUAUCCAACACAGAAGAUUGUUGGCAUUUGUUGGGGCCAUCAGGUAAUUCAGGUCACUUUUGGAGGCGUGGUUGGUCCUAUGGAUAAUUUUGAGGUAUGAAGGC
Cucurbitaria berberidis CBS 394.84 is the source of this 442-nucleotide messenger RNA. RefSeq lists its product as uncharacterized. Lineage: Eukaryota; Fungi; Ascomycota; Dothideomycetes; Pleosporales; Cucurbitariaceae. The record is from RefSeq and is a predicted model, not a curated record. Bases 1 to 438 code for a protein of 145 amino acids. The transcript is spliced from 2 exons. Gene Ontology annotation, cellular component: cytosol; nucleus.